CUUUAUCUAUCCCACGCUCUGUCUAACUCCCCUUCAUCUCACCUCUAAACAGUCGGAGAUCUCUUUCUCUCUCCCUCUCUCUCUCUCUCUCUCUGUGUCUUUUUCUUUUUACUUCUCUUUUCUCUGUCCUCUUCUUUCUCUCUCUCUCUCUCUGUCUCUUUCUCUCUGUCACUUCUGCGUCGGCUCCAGGCAUCCGUUGGUCGUCUCGUUUCAGCUGCUCUGCCGAAGCUUCUGCGAUCCAUUCAGAACCCCCCUACACACACACUUCAGACGGGCUGCAGAGAUGGCAAUGGACAGCAUUCUUAGCGCUGACGACAUCAAGAAGGCCCUUGAUGCUUUCAAAGCUGCAGACAGCUUUGACUAUAAGAAGUUCUUUGAGAUGGUGGGGCUGCGGGCCAAGUCUGAUGAGGAGAUCAAGAAGGCCUUCCUGGUCAUGGACCAGGACAACAGUGGCUAUAUAGAGGAGGAGGAGCUCAGGUUUGUCCUUAAAAGCUUCUCUGCUGACGGCCGAGACCUUACUGAUAAGGAGACUAAGGCCUUCCUUGAAGCAGCUGACAAGGAUGGAGACGGCAAGAUCGGUGUGGACGAGUUCACUGCCCUGGUGCAUGAGUAACCGUCUUCAGUGACCCCCCCCCCCCCCCCCCCCCCCCCGCUCUAGUGACUCGACCCCCCCCCCCCUCCCCACACACACAAGCCUCGCUGCUCACUCCCUGACUGCAGCCACUUACCCCUAAACCUUCACAACACACACACACACACACACACACACACACACACACACAUAUAUAUAUACACACACACACAUACACACAAACGCACACACAGACACACACACACACACACACAUAUAUACACACCCUACACACACACUUCCCCUUUACCUUUCUGCCCAACAUUCAAGCUAUACCUAGGCACACUGCACUGCACAAGGAGAAAGGGGGUAUUUUAGUAUCUUACCCUGCACACACACACACACACACACACACACACACACACACACACACACACACCCCUUAUAUACAUACCCUCACCGUCACCCCCCCCCCCCCCCCCUGCUAUUUAUUUUCCUUUUUAUACAAACAUGUGUUUCUGUUGUCUGUAUAGAUUGUGAACAUGCCUGACACACACACACACACACACACACACACACACACACACACAGGCAAAUGCAAAUAAAACAGUACUUGGACAACGUGUAGAUACUUCAGCUGAGCAAGGAGGCGGACGAACCGCAUCACUCGUCUAGAGCUUCCUCCUGUCAAUCUUCAGUUCUACACUUUCUAAUUUGUCUUUUCUCUCCGUUUAAUCUCUUGCUACCAUUCACACACACACACACACACACACACACACUCAUACACACACACACACUCAUACACACAAACACGCACACACACACACUCAUACACGCACACACACACACUCAUACA
This is a messenger RNA of Alosa sapidissima (American shad), 1427 nucleotides long. It is a transcript of the gene pvalb6, whose product is annotated as parvalbumin 6. Bases 284 to 613 code for a protein of 109 amino acids. The record is from RefSeq and is a predicted model, not a curated record. NCBI's taxonomy places the organism in Eukaryota, Metazoa, Chordata, Actinopteri, Clupeiformes, Clupeidae. Gene Ontology annotation, cellular component: cytoplasm; nucleus. The transcript is spliced from 5 exons. Gene Ontology annotation, molecular function: calcium ion binding.